This is a messenger RNA of Carcharodon carcharias (great white shark), 4988 nucleotides long. RefSeq names its product BCLAF1 and THRAP3 family member 3-like. The record is from RefSeq and is a predicted model, not a curated record. Gene Ontology annotation, biological process: positive regulation of transcription by RNA polymerase II. The transcript is spliced from 12 exons. NCBI's taxonomy places the organism in Eukaryota, Metazoa, Chordata, Chondrichthyes, Lamniformes, Lamnidae. Bases 149 to 2674 code for a protein of 841 amino acids. Gene Ontology annotation, cellular component: mediator complex. Gene Ontology annotation, molecular function: DNA binding; transcription coregulator activity.
CUGAGAAGUUUGCUAAUUGCCUGGCACAAUGGUUCGAUCAAGAUCAAGAUCCCCACGUUGGAAGCAUAGUUGUUUUUCAGAAUAGUUGAAGGAAGACCUAGUUUCUUCAUUACAGCACCAUGCUUCACAGGGGCAAAAUCAAAACAGAAUGAAUGCUGAUCUAAGGAAGGAAAUAGUUGGAGAGGAGACCAAAAGCCUGGUUGAAGAGGUGGAUCUUAAAGUUGGUCUUAAUGGAGGUUGGAAUUGCAGAGUGUUCAGCCUGGGUGGCUGCCAAUGGUGUGGUGAAGGAAAUAUGAAUGUAAAAAUAACCAGAGUCAGACGAGCACAGAGUUCAUGGAAGGUUUUAAGGUCAAUCUCACCAACCUAUGGAAGAAGCCAGGAAUACCAUGUUGAGAGACCACUGCAUCAGUCCUAUAGUGGCGAGCUAAGAGAAUUUGGUCAAAGCUCAGGAAGACCUGUACAGUGGAGGAGUCAACGGGAGAAAUGGACUGAAACUGUAAGUGUAGAAUCAAGAUCAGGAGAAGCCCAGUAUGGUGCUGUUCAUCAUAAAGUUUUUGAGUAUGGGCAUCCUUCCCCAAAUGCAAGAAGAGUGGAAUCAGAAUAUACAACUACAACUGGAAGAAACUUUUACCUACAAGAAAGAGAAGGAAACCAAACCUACCCACUUCCUUCAAGAUUUCUUGAAGACAAUCCAUACAAUGAUCAUGAUGAACGACCUUCUGACAGCAGUGAAUGGCAUGAUCAACGGCACCAUUCUCACAAUGAACGGCACCAUGAGCACGAUCAGUGGCACAAUGACCUUGACGACCGGCACUACCAUCAGAAUGUGGAAAUCCCAACUUGUGGCAGAUUGUAUAAUGAAAAGCCCAAGAGCUUCGGAGGUGAUCCACAAAUAGAUUCAUACGAGGAACCAGUGAUUACUACUUAUGGCUCCCCAGAAAAGUGGCAUGACUCAGAAGGCUUUCGAAGUCAUGGUUUACAUGAGGAAAGGCAUUCAGGUUCUUCACGUUCUCCUGGAAGACGGGCUGAAGAGUUUCUGGAUAGGAGCUCCUACCAGAAGAGGUAUCCUGAGGAGGAUGAAGUCAGAGGGUACAGAGAAGCAACUGGAAGAGGCUGGGUACCUGGAAAGCAUGAGGUGAUAGAACACGAACGAGAUUUAAAAUGGAGGGGGGAGAAAUUCCCUCAUAAUAGGAAAAGCUACCCCAAUGCAUCACACAGUGAAUCAGAAAGCAUGCGUGUUAAAGAUAUACCCAGAGAACGGUAUAGUAACAGUGACCGCUAUGAAGAGUAUGUGCAGGUAAAGAGUGGGUUUGCACAUUCACAAAAGUAUCCUGAGAUGCAGUCCUCUUCUGAGCAUCACCAGAUAUUUUCCAGUGGAAAACAGCAAGGAUAUUCGAGCAAAGAUAAAGAGUUUACCACCAGCAGCUCAAGUAAUAAAGAGGUGAGUCGUUUUCACAGUAACAGUAGGAAGUCAGGUACUGAUGUGAACAGAACAGAGGGGCGCCACUCUGGGUCAGCAAAAUAUUCUGUCCCUGAGCAUUACUCUAGCAGGUUUCGGCAUGUAAACAAGAAGGAAGUAAGCCCAAGAUCUACAACUUCAGUAACAAGAGGACGUGCGGAAAGAGGAAAGGAAUUCCGAAACCGCCCUGAGUUUUCUAAAGACCGACGUGAUGACACUCAUAAGCGAUCAAGCCACAGAUCUUGUCAUGUGGAAACUUCACGACAUGGUACUAACAAUGAGCGAGACAGAACAACGGAAUCCCUUACAAUCAAACUAGAUAUGAAGAAAUCUGUGAACAAGUGCAGGCCGACAUCAAGCCAUGCUUCAGAGAGACUAAUGUCUCGGGAUUUGGUUAGUGUUGGCAAGAAACGGGAUGAGUUCCAUCAUGUGUUUGAGCAUAUGGGUUCAUCAUUCAAGGCUAACCCGAACAUCUCAUCAGGAGAAUUUGCCCAGGAGAUAAUCACUUUGGUGCACCAGAUUAAAGAAGACCAUUUUAAGUCUUCAGAUCUAACAUUGCAUGAUCGCUUUACAAAGUUGCAAAAUGUACAGAGCCCAGAAAGAGAAGAGGAAAAAGAUUUGGGCCCUGAGAUACACAGACGGAUUGACAUGUCAUUGGCAGACUUACACAGCCGCGAAAGAAAACCUGUUGGCAGAAAGACAAGCACGUGGGUUGCUGUAAAUCCAGAUGAUCUCCGUCAUGACAUAGAAAGGAGAAGGAAAGAAAGAUUACAGGACAAGUAUGAGAAGCCCCAUCAAACUGUGGAGCCUAGGUUUCUUUCUCACAGAUCAGAGAGGCCCGAAAAGUCUCGUUCACUCAGUCGAGUGAAAGCAGCAAGAAAUCCACGUUUUAAAGAGCCAUCAUUUGGACUUAUGGAGCAUCAGGAAAAGCUGCGCAGGGAGACUACUGCGAGAAAGGCGAUUGCAUCGACAAAAAGAAAAAUAGGAGAGACCUUAGAGCCUAGACGUUUUCAAAGAUCUAUCAAGCAUUUUGUGAAAGAGUAUUCAUCUUCUGGGCGAAAGAGAGGUUUGACACUUGAAUCCAAGUACCGGCGUAUAUAUGGAGUUGGUUUUGGACGUACUAAUCACAGGAUAUUCACCAAACACUUGAGAGAAGGGAUGGCAAGGAAAAGGAGAGCUGAAAGAGAAUUACCCAGCAGCACCACAGACAAGUAACUUCCCUAUCUAUUGGAAGGUGGAAGAAUUCGGAUCGAUAUAUAUAUAUUUCUGAUGUAAAUCUCCAGAGGAAUGCGCACACUUCAGUUGAAAUAAAUUCAUAUGCCCUUUGCAGACUGCUGUGAAUGCUAUUGGUUUGUUCUACUAUAGUUAGUGGCACAUAAAACAUUUUUUCCAAAGUACCCUGGAUAAUCUGGGCAUUGAUUAAAAUAUUCCACUGUUCUCCAAUUAAUCCCAAUUGUAUCCUACUCGUCACUCCUCCUCUCCAGUCUGCACUCAAGGUCUGCCAUGAAUAAUUCAUUAAUAUGAACUAUACAAUGUAAAAGCAAAUAUGAGAUUAAACAUUGUCCCAUUUAAAUGUUAUCAAAACAGUGAUGCACUCAAGUUGAAAAUAGUUGCAUAGUGCUUUCCAAAACUAGAGGUGUGAUCAGCAAUUGAUGAUUAGUGAUUGAAAGUAGAGGCAAUGUUUAAAAAUGAAACUUGUGGAUUUUCCUCUGAUUUUUUUGCCCUUGGCUGUAGGAAAAUGAGGAGGAGGCGCUGCUUGGUAUACUCGUGAAGAGAAGCACAAGUAUUUUCAGUUAUUUAUAUCGUGGAGUUUGUGGCUGAGUUCAUUUGCCUUAAGUGAUGGGGGAAUUGCAUCCCAGACUACUGUUGUGCUUUCGACUUGAGCAUGCGUUGUGCGUGUGCAAAUAAAUGGUAUGUUAAUGUUUUGGUGUGAGAUGUAGUUUGGGAUUUUGUAGCUCUUUUCUGUUCUAUUGCAGUGGGAAUCAUUAUCCAGUAAUACCUGUGUGUAGAGUUAGCAGCGAAGAUGAUUUAAUUGGAGAAGUGUGGUAAAAUUGGAGUGGAGAAGAAAGGGAUAGAAACAAAGACAAAACUAGCAAUAAAGCAAAACAAUAUGACACAGCAAAUAUUGUUAAAGAGCAAGGCAUUCAAAACCUAAUAAGAGGCAAAUAAGAGAGAUAAGAAUGGCCAAAUUAUUUACUUGUCUUAAUGACCUUGAGUCUGUGUCCCUUUGAUUUCACUAAUGUCAUUUGCAUGUCUCCCAUGUUGCAGUGCAUGUAGAGCCUAAGAUGAGUUGCACUUCCAAACUGAGAGUACAUGUGGAAAUGUUUCCAUUCCCCAACUGCUGCACACUCCUGUUUGUUUAGAAAGCUCUGCUAAAUCUUGUCACAGUUAUAGAGUGGUGUACAACAGACGUUGUGCCCAUUGAUUUUUGUUUCCCCAAAAAGCGAACUUGGGAACAAGGGACAGACGGAAGUGUUUAUUCAUGUUCAAAUUAAGUGCGUGGCGGCUUUCCCCUCCAAACUAAAAUGUCAGUGCUUGUAAAUGACUAAUUACAAACAAUCUUUUUAAUACAUUAUUCCUAAAAGUGUAGAAUAAAUUCCAUUCGGAAUCUAGUUGACAUUUAAUUGUUACACCAUUUUAAAGUUUUGAAUUCAGUAUCUCGCAUUUAGAAGGAGCACAAUAACGUUGGUGUAUUUCCUGUUUUGAACUGUUGCCGAACCUCUGAUUACUCUACAUGUUUUUACGAACUUCAUUUGGUUUGAUUAUCGAUUAUGUUUAAUUGUCAAAUGUUGUCCGUUGACCAUUGUAAUCAUUUGUAUGUUUACUGGAACAGUCCAUGCUAUGUUUCCAGUGAUAUUUUCAAUACUUCACCCAUAGUUGUACUAUGGAUAGAUAGCGUAGUGCUAACAUCAGGUCUGUUUAUUGGAUGUCAUUGAGUCAUUUCAAAACUUUACCCUAAAGUUUCGUGCUAACAUUUCUCACUUGUAUAGGACAGAUUGACUUUAAAACGCUUAUUGGAUUAGUUUGUCUAAGGACUUAAAUAUUCAGAUAUGUUGAUAAAUUGAAACAGUUAUUUGCCUAUGGUUUCUUCACAUGUCUAGUGAAUUGUACAAGUGUAUUAGUGAUUGUGACCCUGUCCAAUUGCCCAAUAAACAACUCCACAAAACUGAAAUGAAGAAUCAUUCCAUGAACCAUUUCUCUGCAGAUUGUUUUGAUAGCAUUACUGUUGCUUUCUGUGCAGUGAUGUGACUACCUGGCAACAGUUUGUUAAUAGCUUUCUAACAAUUGACCAUACAUAGUCAUGUUUCAUUUUAAAUUGUUUCAAUAUCCAAAGCUAUGAAACACAGUAAGUGGCAGGAGCUGGUUGAAAUUCAUAUUAAUUUUAUGAAACCAUGUACUUGCACUGCUGCAGCCACACACAUUUAUUGUUGGUACUUUAAGUUCUGUUGUCUUUAAUGAAAGCAUACCUUAAGCUGCUGUUCUGUAAGCCGCUUGUUUAUUACAUUAAACUUCCACCUGUUGCUUUAAA